AGGAAGCUCGACGCAACGUAGGAGCGGUGCUCAUCGGAGCGUUCGUGCGCUAUGCUGUUUCAGGUGAAGAACUUGCAGGCGUAACACUGUCGAUUUGUUCAUCAAAGACAUCUUCCCAUGCGUGGAUUACAUAUACUGACACAGGGUUCGUCCUGUCUCGCCAUAUCCUAUCUCCCACUGUUGUGCGCGAAGUCGACUGUCAUCUACGCGACCAUGGGGGAGCUCGACGCGACGUAUGGAGCUGUGCUCAUCGGAGCCUUCGUGUGCGCCGUGCUGUUCGGGGUGACCAACUUGCAGAUGUUCAUUUACUUCCAAGGGUAUUCGAGUGACGGAGUGUGGAGCAAGCUCACCGUCUGCUGGCUCUGGCUUGUAGAUGCGAUUCACUUGGCGUUCGUCAUACACAUGGUCUACUGGUACCUUGUCACCAACUAUUUCAAUCCUUCAGCGCUCGCGGUCAUCGUAUGGACGUUCAAGGCUCAAGUCAUGGUAAAUGCGAUCGUCGUAAUCUCAGUGCAAUCGCUAUACGCCAUGCGGGUAUGGCAACUCAGCGUGGCAUUCAGCAUGGUGGACAGCCGCCCUCCAGCGUUCCUCAAGCUCCUCCGCGUUACAGUCGCCGCCAUUGUCGUUCUAGCCUAUGGCGUACUGAUCGCACUCUGCUAUGAGAUCGUCCGCUUCCACGAAUACAGCGAUUUCCUCGCCGCGAGGUACGUGACAUACUUCCCCCUCGGCGUGGCGACGGGCGUCGACGCGAUCAUUGCGUCCUCGCUCUGCUAUCUCCUGCGGCGCUGUCGCACGGGCUAUUCGAAGAUGGACUCGACGAUUUCGGUGCUGAUGCUGUUCACGGUGAACACCGGCAUCCUUACCAUCCUGAGCUCGUUGACGGCGAUGGCGAUGUUGGCAACGCUCCCGGAUACGUUCGCAGCGAUAAGCGUCAACCUUAUCGUCACGCACCUCUACGUGAACUCGUUUAUGGCCAUGUUCAACGCGCGCAACAGCCUGCGGAGUGACGGUUUUGCGAGCGAACGCACCGCCGACCUGCACCUUCGCUCGAUCGGCGGCUCCUGGCAGCCCACAUAAAAUUGAGCAGAAGUACGCGGCCUCGCCGAUGACGGGUCUCCUGACGGAGGUUGCGCACAUCGGGAUAGCAUAUUAGAUGGUGAGGAGGGAGUGCUGGCGCUGGCGCUGGGUCAAGUCUGCUCUUACCCUCCCCCUCGCGUUGUUCCAGCAUGCAUAACCUUCUAAUCUUGAGGUCUUUGUAGAUCAUUAGUUUGCGCUGGUAUCUGACUAUACUCAGACUGUCAUG
Messenger RNA from Laetiporus sulphureus 93-53, 1303 nucleotides. RefSeq lists its product as uncharacterized. The record is from RefSeq and is a predicted model, not a curated record. Bases 214 to 1077 code for a protein of 287 amino acids. NCBI's taxonomy places the organism in Eukaryota, Fungi, Basidiomycota, Agaricomycetes, Polyporales, Laetiporaceae. The transcript is spliced from 18 exons.